AUGAAACGAAGAGCGGAUCUGAUUUUAAAGAUGUUAGAGCACAAAAAAGAGGAAGAGGAAAUUAUUAGCUAUAACAAAGAGAAUAUUUCUUCUAAGGUGAAUGUUGCAGAUAAUGAUGGAAAUACAAUUGAAUCACUAAAACGAAAUAGACCUAAUAGUGAUAAACGAGAGCUGACCUGCAAUGCUAUAGAUGUAGAAAAAAAUACUGAAAAUGAUACCUUCGAAGAUGAAACACUUGCCAAGAAUUUUAGGACCCGGAAUUCAUCGACGUCUUCAAGCUCUUCCUCUUCAAGCUCUUCCUCUUCAAGCUCUUCGUCUUCAAGCUCGUCACCUUCAACCACAAAGUUAAGUUCAUCUAACUCGUCGACUUCUAUAGAUCGUUCUGAUAAGAAGCAACAUGCCGCUCCUCCAUUAAGUCCAAACCCGAGUACCAGCAAGGAACAUGCUCCCCGUUGUUCGUCAAGCCCAAAGCCGAGUACUAGCAAGGAACAUGCUCCCCGUUGUUCGUCAAGCCCAAAGCCGAGUAACAGCAAGGAACAUGCUCCCCGUUGUUCGUCGAGCCCAAAGCCGAAUAACAGCAAGGAACAUGCUCCCCGUUGUUCGUCGAGCCCAAAGCCGAGUAACAGCAAGGAACAUGCUCCCCGUUGUUCGUCGAGCCCAAAGCCGAGUACCAGCAAGGAACAUGCUCCCCGUUGUUCGUCGAGCCCAAAGCCGAGUAACAGCAAGGAACAUGCUCCCCGUUGUUCGUCGAGCCCAAAGCCGAGUAACAGCAAGGAACAUGCUCCCCGUUGUUCGUCGAGCCCAAAGCCGAGUAACAGCAAGGAACAUGCUCCCCGUUGUUCGUCGAGCCCAAAGCCGAGUAACAGCAAGGAACAUGCUCCCUGUUAUCCGUCGAGCCCAACGCCUUGUACCAGCAAGAAACAUGCUUCCCGUUGCUCACCGAGCCUAUUAGGGCCGAACUAUCAAAUAUCACCUAUUCACACUGAUGAAAGUGAUGUAGACCUCAGCGACUCUGAUCCUACGUUUAGGUUAGAUAGCAAUAAAGGUGAGGAUGCUUCAUCAUCUGAAUCUGUUUCCCAUUCUUCUGCCACUGAAAGUAAUGGCAAAAAGAAAAAAACUAGAAAACGCUUGAGAAAUCCCUCUAAGUGGAUACAGAAUGAAGUUAAACGAUUGAGAAAUGCGGGAAAAGCCUAUCAAUCCCUUUCAAAAACAAAAAAAAAAUAUUUCGGAGCGUAG
Messenger RNA from Diatraea saccharalis (sugarcane borer), 1236 nucleotides. Lineage: Eukaryota; Metazoa; Arthropoda; Insecta; Lepidoptera; Crambidae. The record is from the annotation of a GenBank genome assembly.